Messenger RNA from Drosophila arizonae, 1039 nucleotides. RefSeq lists its product as uncharacterized. The record is from RefSeq and is a predicted model, not a curated record. NCBI's taxonomy places the organism in Eukaryota, Metazoa, Arthropoda, Insecta, Diptera, Drosophilidae.
GCAAGAGGAAGAAGUGUAUUACAAGCGAUGUUUCUCGAUGAUUCUCCGCUCUAUGUGAAUGCUGUAAGCUGUCAAUCCGAUUCUGCAGGAGCUAUAAACUCAAAUUUGGAAGCAAAAGAAACCAACGAUGCCGAACCAGGCAAUCGAGUCAAGAAGUUGAAGCUCUUGGAGGAUUCGCCCGAGGCAACUCAUUUUAAACUGAAGCCAGCUGAAGGGAAAAUUUCGCCUCAGCCGGCCCAAACUCUGCGGCAAUUGUUGAGUAUGGACGACGAGCCAUGGCCAGCAACAACAGUAUCUGCAUCUGGAGCUGAAGAUGGAGACGACAAAGGCAAAGAAGAAGAACAAGGCGAAGAAGAAGAAGCGGUAGUCGAAGAACUUCAAAGCAAUAGAACCGACGAGCCUCUCGCUAAGUCUAAAAGCUUCUCGGGGCAACUGUGCAAGCAGAAGGACUUGGCGCCCACUUCGCAAUGCCCUAUAAAUGGGGAAAUUGUAGAGCAGGUGACCUACUUUGACACCUGGUAUGUUAUACGGCACACACUCGUUCCGGUUGACACGCGUCAGCAGCGACAUUACUUGAAGCUACCGCUGGUCAAGCUGGCCAAUGCGGCCAACCACAUGAAAUUGCCCACGGCGAACUGGAGCAGCAAGGUCACCCUGUAUAAGGUGGCCCCAGCUGUGCUACAACGUCACACCCUGACCAUAUACACCGGCGACCUGAAGGUGCACAAGAUACCCGAGCGGGAGCGCCACAAGUAUCAGCCGUCCUGUGUGAUCUUUCGCCGGGAGCUGCCGCCCGAGGAGCACAACAAAUGCCAUGUGCCCUUUGAUCGUGUCGUCAUCUUCAAGCACAACCAAUUUUCGGUCAAUUUCGAUGGCAAGCUAGUCAAUCUAGCGGGUGCCCCGGAGGCGGUCACGUCUCUGCAGGAUGUGCAAAAAUUACUGGAUAUUGUGGACAGCAUUACGCUGUCCCAUUCAAUGGUGGAAGUAGUAAUGUCCAAAUGAUGACACCUCUCUUAUUCCGAGUCAAAUAAACCGUAUA